Molecule: messenger RNA, 657 nt
Organism: Aspergillus alliaceus
Lineage: Eukaryota; Fungi; Ascomycota; Eurotiomycetes; Eurotiales; Aspergillaceae
Exons: 2
Coding region: 1-657 (218 amino acids)
Source: RefSeq, a predicted model, not a curated record
AUGGUUUCAUCCCCAGCCUCACCGCCGAGACAAAGAGGGAAGAGCCAGACUUCCAGCUGGUUGAAGUUAAAACUCGUAAAUCUCAACAAUCAUCUAACUCACCUGAAGAGACGCCAAGCCAAGGCCAUGACUCUAGACCUUUCCCUCCCCUCCACUUGCCCCGCUCUCUGCGUCUACGGCGACUACAGCUGGGACGCGGCCUCCUUCGCUCUAUACACACUCAUCGAUCUUUCACCAGAAGACCUCGAGAGACUAUUAUCCAUCCUAAACAAAGAAUGGCUCGAAAAUAAUCCCACACCCAUAGUCCGCACCCCCAAAACGCACAACUUAGCCGGCAAGAGGCUCAAGGACGCUGUCCAGGCUCAGGUCGACUUGGACAAGGAAAUCACUCCCGUCUCCGGCGGCCAGGCAAAGGGGGUAAUGGGCUGGUAUCCGACCGCGUUCAUCGUGGUGACGACACAGGACUGGGCUGACGAGGGUCUGCUCUUUGUGUUCAUGGAUGAUACCGAUGAUGAUGAGGGUAAUAAGGAGGAUCCGGAGGUCCGUCGGAUGGAUAAAUUCUUCUUCGAGGUUGAUGAUGCUCCGCUGUUGUUGUCGAGUUUCAGUUUUGGGGACUUGGCUUUUGUAGAUGCGAAGGAGCAGUAUGGGGUUGAGUAG